Molecule: messenger RNA, 144 nt
Organism: Heterostelium album PN500
Lineage: Eukaryota; Evosea; Eumycetozoa; Acytosteliales; Acytosteliaceae
Exons: 2
Coding region: 1-144 (47 amino acids)
Source: RefSeq, a predicted model, not a curated record
AUGGAAACGGAAUCUCUCGAUGUACAAUGUAGAACCAUCGCCUACACACCAGUGACAGGUUCAAGAGAUGGUAGUGGUUCUUGUAGGGACGCAGAUGUGUUGGUGCUGACAAUGCUAAUUUCAGAAUUUUGCGCUGAAUUAUAA